This is a messenger RNA of Cryptomeria japonica (Japanese cedar), 1517 nucleotides long. RefSeq lists its product as uncharacterized. NCBI's taxonomy places the organism in Eukaryota, Viridiplantae, Streptophyta, Pinopsida, Cupressales, Cupressaceae. The record is from RefSeq and is a predicted model, not a curated record. The transcript is spliced from 6 exons. The coding region runs from base 609 to 1364 and encodes 251 amino acids.
UGGAUUUUCAUUCAAACGCUGAAAUCUCAUUAAACACGGUGAUUUGGUAUGGGAAACAUACACUUCACAUCUCCUUUUGUAACGCCCAUGUUUUGGGACUGGUGUUGAAUAUACCGGAAAACGCGUUUUGCCUUGUAACACAAUCUCAUAACAGUAAAAGGGGAAUCUAGGAAUCUAGAUUCUAGAGUAAUCUUCUGUGUCGUUCAUGGUGUCGAUUUUAUGUGUUUCAGUGGGCUCCAUGUCUUUCUUCUGUGGCUUCGCUUUCCUCACGUGGGCGACCAGGUACUUCAGGUUAUUCAAAGUCGCCCUUUUGACAAAUAAAUCGAGCAUGCCGAAUUUUUUUGUAUAUAAAUUGCAUGUUUGAAGCCAAGCAAUUGGGCCCGGAACCGAGAAGUCCGUUGGAUUUACUUAUAAAAUUUGCUCAUUGCAUGUGAACACUGAAUUGGGUUUCUGGGCUUGUCCAAAGAAGUCGGGUUUCUCUAAUUUCUGUUGAAAUUGUGGAGAAGUUGUUUAGCCUUGUGGUGGGCAUUUGUUUUUCUUUUCCAACUCCUGUAAAUUUAGAUCCGUAGAAAGACUGCUGGUCUAAAUCUUGAGGGAGUUUGGUAAGUAUGGGGGAAGGCAAGGGAGUGACAGGGAGGAAGAAGCUGAGGGUAUUGUGUCUGCAUGGGUUCAGGACAAGUGGAAGCAUUCUGGAAAAACAGGUUGGGAAAUGGGAUAGAUCAGUGCUUGAAAGACUGGAUCUCUGCUUUCUUGAUGCCCCUUUUCCAGCUGAAGGGAAGUCAGAUGUGGAGGGACAUUUCCCCCCGCCUUAUUAUGAAUGGUUUCAGUUUAAUCGUGAAUUCACAGAAUACCGAAACAUGGAUAAAUGCAUGUCUUACAUAGAAGAAUAUAUGAUAGAACAUGGCCCUUUUGAUGGCCUACUUGGGUUUUCUCAGGGCGCGAUUCUUUCAGCUGGGCUUGUAGGUCUUCAAUCAAAGGGCUUGGCUUUAACCAAAGUUCCGCCACUUCAAUUUGUGAUAAUUGUUAGCGGAGGCAAGUUCAAAGCACAGCAACUUUCACAAGCUUCUUAUUCUUCGGCUAUCAAAUGUCCAUCCGUUCAUUUUCUGGGUGAGAAGGAUUUUCUCAGGCCCUAUGGAGAGGAUCUAUUGGGAUCAUUUGUUGAUCCGGUUGUCAUUAAGCAUCCAAAGGCACACACAGUGCCUAGAUUAGAUGAGGAGGGACUGAAGACAAUGUCAUCUUUUUUCGAUAGAGUAGAAGAGAAUGUUCACAUGAAUGUUGAUUAUGCAGUCGAGAGUGAAAAGUCAAGGGAGCAAAGUGAGACAUCACAACUUGAAGAAGAAUUGAUUGAUGGAAGUCCUUUCUGAAUUUGUGUAGACUCAAAUUAAGUGUCAACAGAUAUUUGUAAACCAUGGAUAUUCACUAUAAAUUUCUUCUUUAUGCCCCCCACGGACACAGAGGCAGUUCAGUUGACAUCCUUAUAUUUACAUUUAUAUAAAAUAUCAAAUCUUUCAUUUGUA